This is a messenger RNA of Mytilinidion resinicola, 3430 nucleotides long. RefSeq lists its product as uncharacterized. The transcript is spliced from 2 exons. Lineage: Eukaryota; Fungi; Ascomycota; Dothideomycetes; Mytilinidiales; Mytilinidiaceae. The record is from RefSeq and is a predicted model, not a curated record. The coding region runs from base 94 to 3105 and encodes 1003 amino acids.
CCAUUUUUUCAUGUAUAAACGGACGCUCUGCGCCUGGAAUACCACGCUGCACCUUCUCCUUCUCAACGCUUACCAGGCACCUAUCUGUCUGUCAUGACGUCUUGGAAGAUUAUACCUGAUCCAUCCGACAUCCAGGUUCAGUAUACCUCGUUUCUCAAUUCGCGGAGUUUUUUUGCUGUUGAUGCGUCUGGGUCAGCAGGGUUCAACAGCAACAGCGUUCUAAACUCCGAACGUGUUUUCGUAGAAUCGGUCCCGGUAAACCAAGAGGCUCGAGUCGCAAAAUGGGGUCAAGAAUGUGAUGCUCCGAGACGUCUCUCCACAAUAAAGUGGAAGGCUGAUCAUGGUGGAACCACCCCUUCUUCUAUCCUCAAUAAGAAGGAGGCCUUGGAAUGCAUCCAGAAGUCAGAUUGCUGGUUUCUAUUAACCGAUGGUCAAGUGUUCGGGAGCGACGUCAAUCAGCUUGCAGAGCUUGCCAUGGAGCACGACGUAUUGAGCAUACCCGUGGUAUUUCUUAUCACAGGCUCGCGAGGCAGUACUCCGGAAACAACGGACAUUUCGGUUGGCAUUUCGUUUUUCGCGAACUCACAUGACACUCUUAUACUGUUCAAAGAAGUCGAGACAGGUCGGAUCUAUAUCAUUGCUGCAAAGGGAUGUUUCUCCGUUCUGAACACAAGAGCUUCAGCAAGAAACCUUUCUAGUUGGGAUGAGAUCACCAAGUUCAAAAACGAACGGGAAUUUUUCCAACACUGCAAAAGCCUUGACAUUUCGGUUCCCAAAUACGAAUAUCGCAGGAAUCUCCCCAAGGGGGUCAGCUUGGGACCAGAAUGGGAAAAGGUUCAUCACGGCCCUGUGUAUGUUGACCUUGAUCAAUUGGUCAAAGCAGCAGCUCUUCCCGACGAUGAACUUUUCCCUCUGCUUGCAGAAGAAGCUUUCAACAACCUGUGUAUUGCUUUUAAGAUACGACGUCGAAUCGCAGAACUUCGCCCCUUUAUCGCCAAACACAAAUCGCAGCAGGUGACUCCGCAGCUGGAGGAUGUAGCCGGAGCUGCUAAGAUAAUUUCGGGCAUGGGCGAAGAGGGAAUCACUCUAAGUCAGAAGAAAGAUCUCCAGGAGCGCCUACGAGAAGCACACGCUAAGAAUCGAGAGCAUUACCAGGAAAGAAUUGCGACAUUCUCCUCGUCUCCGGAAGUGCAAGUAGUGCGCAAGCGCAAUCAACUAGUUGAUGCCGCUCUAAGACAGUUGACUGAGAUUGAGUACUCUGGAUUUACUGCCGAAAUACUCGCGAGGAGUAGCAAUCGGGCUCGACGAGCCGCGGUUGUUUCUUCGGACUCAACAUUGGCUCUCGCCAACCUAAACUUCGAUGUUCCUUCAUACAAAGGCUAUUGUCUAGUCUGCUGCGGCGACGAAGAAGUGAUGUCGAUUUCCUUGAAGUUCCUCGAGCAAGAGGAGACUGCCGCAAACACUGCUGAUUUCGCUCUCAAUUUUCCUUUAGCCGCUGGGCGCUCUUCGAGAAAUCUAGAAGUUGUCUCGAGCCAGAACGUGUGUUUUCAAUGCGCUCUUCUCGGACCCUCUGGCCUCUCCAUUUACAAGGAACGGCUCUCCGGAAUACUCCCAUGUCUCGCUUACGAAGGUUCGAACAAGAAGUACAUCAAUCAGCAGCUGUACCUCACGUUGACAGGUGGUUUGCAAACUGGUGCAUCAGGCCUAUCUCAACUUUUCAUGACGAUUCUUGAGCAGACUGUGAAGACGAAAUCAUGGGCCGGGUCCAUGUUGCAGAACGGGGAUGCCUCGGCAGAUGAACAGAACGAAGCUGUCCAGCGACGUUCUACAUUCCUUUGGAUGCUGGCUAAUAUGCUGAAGUCUACGAGGUGCCGGCAAACAUUCAGUGAAGUUGGGGAAUGGGUGACGUUCUCCGAGGCACUGAUUUGGGCUGCCGAAGACUUCGAGCAAAACGGGGUCGCCAGCUUCGUCAUAACGUAUCCUAUGAAAGGAUUCAUGCAACUGCUGUCCUUUGGUUCUAAGUCUGGCGCUUUUUCAGAAGUUCUCAUUCGAACCAUGAAGAUUUCUAAAGUUCUUCACUCUGUCACGACGUUGUUUCUUGGUCAGCUCUUGAAGGAUAGGUCCGGUGACGCAUUGUGGCGCCACAAUUUCUCAGGCCUGAUCUACAGAGAGUUCAAUGCGCCACUCAUACCAAAGGAUCUCGGUGGACCUAAAUCGCUCAUCAGAGAACCCGAGCGGUUCUGGAUGCAACUCUCCGCUUGUCUCUCUCAGGAAGUCGAGCUGCUGGACGCUUGGGUCCCAGAAGACCAACUGAAAGUAAUGGGAAGAGUACAGAUCCUCGUUUUUUGGCUCUUGUCAUACCAAAAAGCUCGUACGUCCGCGCAGAAUUUUUUCAAGAAUAUUAGGCACAAUCACCCGAUCGCUACCGCAGUGCUCGAUCCACAGGUAGCUCUUCCAACGACAGUCGUAGCCUCAAUCCUCCUUACUCCGUUCCUUAGCGAAGAUCAUCAGGAUAUCAACCCUGAGCUAGCGGCUAUCCACAGCGGCUUACCCCCGUUCUCGACCCCUUUCGGUCCUAGUGUGCUUCACUGUGGCUUUGAACGAUGCCCUGCCUCCUUCAUACCUAGUACACCCAUAGAGGUCAAUUUGCGUUCUCUGCAGCAGAUCCGAGACGCAAGGGCGGAACACUUCGUCCAAGUUUUUGGAAUCCGCGGUCGCUUCGAGGACAACAUGACUGGUCUACCAUCCGUCACGUCGAACACGGGACCUCCCAGCUCACGACACGUCAAUCUCCACAGUGGCUUGGUGCGCACUUGGGCUUCUUUGGCCACAGGAGAACGUCGAGCAAUUGCUGCUGGACCUGGUGAAGCGUUUGACGCUUUUGUGGAGAAGUCGCGGAGGCAAAUAUGCGAGACAUGGAGGGGUGAUAUCUUCAGCUCUGGGAUUCAGCAUGCCGUUCGAGCCAUAAUACCGAGUUUCUUCGAGGCCCUCAGGGAGGCGUUGCGCCGAGAAGGUGCGGAGGACUGCGAGGAUGUGGCCGCGUAUGAGCAUGACUUCGACAAAAACAGAAUGGAGUUCAAGGUGAAGUACGAGCUCGCGGCUUGAGGCGACGACAUUGGUCGAGUCGGUGGACGUUUUGUGUUUUUAUCGGAGCUUGCGCAUGUUUUUCCUCUGUCUGUAGGUACGAUUGGAUGAAUAAACGAUGGAAUGGUUCCAGCUACUCAUUUUCUUUUGACACGAGCCAUGGACGACCGGAUUCGAACCCUUAGCCAUAGAUACUAGGGCGCGUGGAAUCCAUGUAAUUGACGAAAGAUAAAUAAUUGAUGUAUAGAAUGAGCUUAUGUUCCGUAUCUGCUUCUCGUAGGCAUAAUGAAGCUUUCGCCGAGGCGCUACGUAGAAUAUUUCACAAGAUCGGCCUGGGGGCAGCGGG